AUGUCAAGUUUACCUAUAAGAUCGCUUUGGACACUUUAUCUUGUCUCUAAACAACUUAUGCUUACACAUGGUGAUUUAAUUGAUUCCAUCGAUCAAGUUCUGAAUGAAUGCAGCUCAGUUAUAAGCUUUGAAAGCGAAUAUGAAAAUAUCCAACAAAUUGCCCAUAAGCAGUUUUUAGCACAAACAAAAUUGCAAAGUCCAGGAGCAAAUAAAUCAAAGAUUGGGACUUUUGAUUGUAAAAUAUUGCGAUAUAUAGCAAAAGUUUUCCAGAUUUUAUUCCCUCCUAAGAAAUCUCUGAGAAGAGGACUAGCUUUUUUAUUAUUAAUUUUACUAUUGAACUAUCUAUUCGAUGACAGAAACUUUAUAAUCGUUGGAGUUGUGAGCAUUUUGACCUUGAUUUUUAUAAAAAUAUUUUUCACUUAUGAUAAGCCGACACAGAAUCAAGAGCUAAUGGAAAACUUUUCGUUUAUUGAGAAUGGAUCAUUUGUAGAAUGCAGUCAAAUCUCUCUGAACCCUGGAGAUAUCAUUUUAGUAGGAUAUAAAGCUUAUAUCUUUAAAAAAUUGAGUUUGUCAAGCACCAAACAUAAAAAACUGAAACCCCACAAUAAAGAGACAGCUCAGCUGAGGAUUAUAAUUUUCAAAAGAACAAGUUAGUUAGUUAGUUUUAAAUGGCCAUACGUAGGCGAAUCAGUGGAUCACAGCACCUCAGCUCGAAAGACAACUUCAGGUCGGGUUCUGAUUCGACCACACUCCCAGGCCCGACGCCAUCUUGAUUUCUGGUCUGAGCCACCUGUCCAGAGGAUCAGCUCCUUUGGACAGAACCACUGACCCGACGGUCCAGAUGAGGGAAAUCCAUGUGGUAGGCAAAACCUGUCUAGCCCAUCUGGCAGGGACAGAAAAACCUUCGGGAGAGAAAUAAAACUUCCUUUUCGGCAUGGCUUCCCCACCUCUGAAGGCCUACUUAAGACAGGGAACGAGGCCCUAUAUUUCAGUUUCAUCAGAAAUGGGCCCUACCAGUCCAUAUGAGGUGGCCUCGGAGUCCUAUUUCCGUCAACGUCACCAUUUUAUUUCUCAAAAGAACAAGGAAUUGUUUUAACUCUGAAAAUAAAAUACACUUAUCUGAGAACUUCGCAGAAGACCUAAUAAAAGCUGAAAUGGAAUUUGAGUCGUCCUUUAGCUUAGAAACUUUUUCUCUGCUAAUUCAGCUCUAUGCAUAUGCAGUAAAAUUUUAUGAAAAUAUAAAAGAAUCCAAAAGAAAGUUCUUUAAGCACCGCCUACAAUCUUUAUUGUCAAAAAUAGACUUGACGAAGCUCUCUCAAUUCCAUUUUCAGUAUUUAGAAGAUGAAAACCAAAAACAGCACAGAUCACAUGCAAAACAAAGAAAAUUAAAGCAGGAAAAUCAUCCAUUUGACGACAUUUGUGUUAAUUAUGGAUCUUCUAAUCACGGAGCUAUAGUAAUUCAUGAAAUUAAAGCGGAAGAAGCAAUUGCAAGACAUCACAAAAACAAUAAAUCAAUUUGCAGUAGAGUUCAAGAAAACAUGAAAAAUCAAUCUGAAGACUUAAGCAUGAGAAUUGGCAAAAGAAAGCGGACUUUAUUGAACCAAUCGUUUAGCCUCAAUAUGUCUAAUAUAUCAGACAGAUCAGAUCUAGAAGAUUUUGAGGUGAAAUUCGAGCUUUAUCAAAUAGAACUUGAAAAAAUGAUGGAUCAGUUCGUUGAUAAAGCUAUAAAUAAAGCUCUAGAAAUUAAGACCAAAUAUAAAGAAGUAUUGAAAAACCUAGAGAGCAUUGAAAAUGUGCUAAUUCAAACUAAAAGACGUGUAGAGACAGAAAGGGCAAUGCAGCAAGAAAUUGAUGAAGUGAAUAAGAAAAUUGAUGAGGAAAAAAAGCAAGCAAUUUUGGAGCUCAGACAAAAAUUCAAAUUAAUAUAA
This is a messenger RNA of Blepharisma stoltei, 1928 nucleotides long. NCBI's taxonomy places the organism in Eukaryota, Ciliophora, Heterotrichea, Heterotrichida, Blepharismidae. The record is from the annotation of a GenBank genome assembly.